UACCAGACCGCGUUAACCAACCAGCUGUUAUAGCGACGGUACAAAAAGCACAGAACUUUUUUAAAAAAUUUAAAAAUUCCCAGCUAACUUGCUGAGUUUCCGUUAGCUGCUUCGAGGGCAGACAGAGUUUGAUGGAUGCUUGAAUCCGCAGCGGCCAAAGCAGACAAACGCCCGCGCACAUUAACCGCCAGCAGUCAGCACGAAAUUAUAUAAUUCCCCCUCGCUGCGGCCAGACACAUGAAUCUAUAUAGCGGCUCCGUGCGACGUCUGCUCGACAGUUGGCCCGGCAAGCGACGCUUUGGCAUCUACCGCUUCCUGCCGCUCUUCUUUGUGCUGGGCGCCGCCCUUGAGUUCUCCAUGAUCAACUGGACGGUGGGCGAAACGAAUUUCUAUAGUACUUUUAAGCGUCGCCAGGCCAAGAAUUACGUGGAGGAGCAGCAGCAUCAUCAGCAGCAACAGCAGCAGCAGCAGCAGCAGUAGUCGCAUA
This is a messenger RNA of Drosophila obscura, 487 nucleotides long. It is a transcript of the gene sloth1, whose product is annotated as small integral membrane protein 4. NCBI's taxonomy places the organism in Eukaryota, Metazoa, Arthropoda, Insecta, Diptera, Drosophilidae. The record is from RefSeq and is a predicted model, not a curated record. The transcript is spliced from 2 exons. The coding region runs from base 238 to 480 and encodes 80 amino acids.